GUAUAUAAUCUUUAACGUCCAUCGGAGCUCUUUCUGACGACCCUUCCUUCAUACGCAGGUUCAUCCAAGAGGAUCUAAAAUGACGUUAAUGUCUGCAGCCCCAGUUCCCCUCCUGCUGCUCUGCUUCGUCAGCCGCACAUGUGCCGUGAACAUCACCUCGACCCCCGGAGCCAACGGCGCGGGCGUCGUUCAGGUGCAGCUCAACGGGGCCGUGACCCUGACCUGCACGGCGGAGGCCGCUGACGGAGAGCUGGUGUGGCUCAGGAACGGCGCCACCGUCAGUCUGAGGGAGCAAAACAAAAAGGCUUCCAGCAGUUUGUGCGUCACACCCGCCAUCCAUGAAGAUAACGACGCCACGUUCACGUGUCACCUGGGCAGCAACGCGUCAGAGACGGCGUCCGUCACCCUGAACGUCACAUAUCCCCCACAAGCCUCUGGGUCGGAGCAGGUCGCGGUGGAGAAGGAGGCCCAGCUGCUCCUGCAGUGUGACAUCUGGGCCAACCCCCCCGUGUCCUCCGUGGCCUGGACUCUCAACGGCAGCGUGGUGGACCUGGUAGCGGGGGGCUUCACCGUGACCAACGACGGCUUCAGCAGCUGGCUGCAGGUCCACCGCGCCGACCAGAGCCUGCAUGAAGGCACAUAUCAGUGCACGGCGCAUUACUCCAUCAACGGGACCCACCCCGUCCCCGGGACCUACAGCAAGGAGUUCCAGGUCACCGUGACGGAAAAGACCCUGAAGUUCCCUAUGAUGCCCAUGAUAGCCGGGGUGGUGGUCGUGUUCCUCACGUCGCUUCUGGCCGUGGUUUCAAGGUGGAAAACAAUCACAAAGUGCUGCAAGUAAGCCGUGCAGAAGUGACCUGGCCUCCGCCCUUUACCCACGAGAGAAGACGUGGAGGCAUCACGACUCGUCAUGUAGAAAAGAAUUUGACCAAGAUUUUGUGUACCUAGUUAUUUAAUUUCUUUAAUGUAUUUGUCUUAUUUAAAGGGAUGUUUUGACUAAACCGAAUGCUUAUAUCUGUAUUUGAGUAUGAAGCUACAGCUCAGCGUCACCAGCACACAAUAUUCCAUAUCAAUUUGUGUAUUUAUAAAGCUCUGUGUGGUUAUUUGGAGUUAACUAGACCCUUUAAAAGGUUUCAUUAUGUACAUAUUUAAUUUUUAACCUCAUAACACAAUCAAAGGUCAGUCGUUGGCAUGUAAGUCUCUAUGAAGACAUCUAUGAACGGUGGAACUUUACGACGACCCUGUUCCCUGCGAGUGUGGUGACACUGGGCUGCACGUGUGUUUGAUUACCGAUUAUGCAAAAGUGGAUUUUAAGACUUUAUUACCUGUUUUUCUUGUUAUUAUCUUUGAAUAAAACAAACUACAACAAAAA
Molecule: messenger RNA, 1372 nt
Organism: Cololabis saira (Pacific saury)
Lineage: Eukaryota; Metazoa; Chordata; Actinopteri; Beloniformes; Belonidae
Gene: tmigd1
Product: transmembrane and immunoglobulin domain containing 1
Exons: 5
Coding region: 80-841 (253 amino acids)
Source: RefSeq, a predicted model, not a curated record